UGGCGAUGGAUGGCCCCAUAUAAUAUCUUGGUUUUUGUUCUCUGAGCCAUAACCCUCUUCACAUUUUAUACCAUCCGAUGGGAUAUCGCAUCCAGAAUGACGAAGCACCACGAAGAGUCCAGAGUGGAUGAUUAUCCGCAGUUAAGUCUCCCGUUUCGAUGCAUGCAACCCGAGUACGACGUUGUAGUUGUAGGAUCUGGCUACGGGGCUGGCGUUGCUGCGAGCCGAAUGGCUCGAGCUGGUAAAAGAGUCGCGGUUUUGGAGCUUGGAUGGGAAAUACGACCGGGUUCAUUCCCCCAAACGCUGAAGGAAUGCCUACGCGAGUUGAAUGUUACCGGGUCAUCUCGACGAAAUCGAGGUCUGAGGAGGUGGCCGUUGUCAGGAAGCCCGACGAAUCUGUUUCAGCUGACUCUCGGAGAGGGCCAGCAUGCAUUUACAGCUCAUGGGUUAGGGGGCGGCUCGCUAAUUAAUGGCGGCGUUUUUCUGGAAGCAACGGAAAAUGUGUUGCAGAUGAGCUCGUGGCCAGAGGAAAUUAGAAGAGACCCGACUACACUCGCAGAAUACUACACUCGUGCGGCUAAAAUUUUACAGCCGUCGACCUAUCCAGACAACCGACCACAACCUAAAAAAUUACUUCAUUUGCAGGAGCAAUCGAAAUGGUUAGGGGAAGCCGAAACCUUCUAUCGGGUACCUCUUACGACGUUUUUUCACGGUACACGGAAUAGCACCGGUGUUAAAAUGAACGCGAAUACAGGUUCAGGACACGAAUGCACUGGUCUCAAUGAUGGGUCAAAGAACUCUGUCGCAGUGACGUACUUGGCUGAUGCUUGGAACUGGGGCGCAGAGAUAUUCUGCGGCUGUGAAGUGCGAGAUGUCGAAGAAGCUCCUGACGGCAAAGGGUAUUUUAUUUAUUUCUCCUGGCACGGGAAAGGAAGAGAUGUCUUCCAGGAAGAAUUUCAUAGUCAGCUAUUUUGGGUGAAAGCUAAUGAGUAUUGCUUUCUUGGUGCUGGUGCCUUGGGGACUACAGAGAUCCUACUACGCUCGGCUAGAAAGGGGUUAUCGCUCUCCUCAUUAGUUGGACGGAGUAUGUCUGGUAAUGGGAACUCCUUAGUGUUUGGAUACAACGGGAACGAUGAUAUACACGGGAUUGCUGGAGAUAAUACACGCUCUUCAAAUAUACCGGGCCCAACAAUUACGGGUAUUAUUGAUAAUCGGGAGAAAGGCUUGGAUAAGGACCCUCUUGAUGGAUACGUGAUCGAGGACGGCUGUAUUCCAGAACCUUUUGCUCCAGUUGUACAGACUAUGCUGAGUUUUCAGGUGCUAAGAAACGAAGGAAUAUCAGUUAUCUGGCAUCCGCAACGCCAAAUACGCAAGACUUUAGCCGCUUUAAAGUCCCUUGUCAUGGGUCCAUAUGCAGCCGGCGGAGCGAUUCAACGCACCUCGACAUAUUUGAUUAUGUCCCAUGAUAGCAAUGAGAUCACAGCGUCCAUCAAAAGAGACCAAAUCAAUAUCGAAGGACCAACCGAGGGGUAUCGUGAAAAACUGAAGAAGAUAUUAAGCAGCACAAAACAUGUUCUCAUUGAUAUGAUAGAUCGCUGUCAGGAAGAGGUCACCGUUCAUAUUCUUGGAGGGGCGAAUAUGAGCCGCGAUGGUACGGGUCGUGAAGGAGUUACGAAUCAUCUUGGUCAAGUUUACACCGGUCAUGGCAGUGAGACGUACCGUGGGUUGUUCUGCUGCGAUGCUUCGACGAUUCCAACUUCUCUAGGUGCGUACAAGCUCCAAGACGUCAUUCACAAACUGCUAAUUAUACCAGGGAUAAAUCCACUUGCCACUAUCACAGCCCUUGCUGAGCGAUCACUUUCGCUCAUUGCCGAAAGGGAUCAUCUUCUGCCUGACUUAAACACAGGGAACGGCAAUUUGCACUUCGCAAGCUCCCCACGGGUGUCUCUCAAAUCCCUAGAACGUCCCCUUGCAACCGGAAGACAUGAUUCCUAUAUUUCUGUAGGAUGGCAAUUUACCGAAGUUCUUGAAGGAUAUUUCACCGACAAAACCAAAGAAGUGGGCUUGACAAUGUCGGAAAUUAAAGCUCAGGGCGUAUCCUCAGAAAUGCGCAUGGUUUUAACAGUAGAAGUAUAUCGUGGCCAGGGCCCACGAUACAGAGGCAUCUGCACCGGAACUGUAUCUUGUUUAACACUUUCAAAAGCGACGAUGAAUGUGAUGGAGGGCACGAUUGACUUCUUCUUGUCCACAGAGGACUGUGCUGAGUCAACAACGCUCAUUUAUACGCUACCGGUUCGAUCAGUAGAGGGCACAGAAUAUACUCUCAAAGGAUCCAAAAGGAUUGAUUCCCGUACAUCAUUCUCCUUCAGGAGAAUGUGGAAAGCAACAAGUACCGUGACCGUCGUGGCCUCGCAAAGAGACGGUACAUAUGCCGGAAUGGGCGCCCUACAAAUUCCAAUAUUGGCAUUUCAGCUUCAGAUGAGAACGUUUCGACCAACCGCAGUACUCGAUCUAGCAAGCAUAUUGUCACUGCUUAUGUUCUUAACCUUUUUCACUCUCCAGAUUAGCAUGUUUUUCUUUCACCCUUUCAUACCGUCCUUGCUUUUCCGCUCACCAAGGGUUAACCCGACCUACCCAUCAAGGCGUUUUGCUUCUGCUGUCCGAGAGCUGAAGGCUGCAGAUGGCGUAGGAAGCCUUCUCCAAAUGUACGAGGCCCAGCCAGGCCUAGAACAGGAAGAAGAAUCCAUUUCACGGCCACCGGUCCUGUUUCUUCCGGGAAUUACAGGAGUCGGGCCACAGUUCUCGAUAUUUGACCUUCCUUUCCAGCAGUGUAAUAUGGUUGAUUACUUUUCAGCUCGAGGCUAUCGAUGCUAUGUUUUGACUCCGCGCUGGAGCUCUGAUGAACAUGUCGCAAUGGAGUGUACCGUGUUUGAUAGUCGACUGGAUAUUGCAGCGGCGGUAGAGUACAUAUCUACACAAGAGACACAAAAGCCGUAUGUAAUCGCCCACUGUCAAGGUUCCGUUGCCCUAGGUAUGGCACUAUUGUCCGGCACAGUUGCACCCGCCCAACUACUGGGCAUGACUGGCAACUCUGUGUUCAUGAACCAGGUGUUUGGUUACUGGAACUCAGUGAAAGCGUACAGCCCGCGUCUUAUCCGUCUUUAUGAGUUUCUAGAUGGCCCCUAUUUCCCCAUUGCUUUUCAUGGAAAAAAGGGUUUAUUCCAGCUCUGCCUCGAUUUCAUUCUACGGCUGUACCCAGUUUCCUACCCACGAGACCUUUGUACCUCUGCGGCUUGUCGCCGGACAUCAUUUGCAUUCGGACUGCUGUGGAAUCAUGAGAAUCUAGAUCGGAGUACCCAUGAUAACAUAGACAAGUUUUUCACAGGUUGUCCAACCAAAAUUCUCGACCAUAUCGUGCGCAUGGGGUCGCGCGGUCGAUGCCUGGAUAGUGAGUUACGCCCACUCCUCACACCGGACAACAUCCAAAGGUUAAAAGGUCUCCCGAUUCUCCUUAUGUCAGGGACGGACAAUGAGGUUUUUGAUCCGGACUCUACACUUAGGGACUAUGAACUCCUACGACGUCAGUUUGGGGAGUCGCUCUAUCGACGGUUUUUGGUCCGGGGCUAUGGUCACCUUGAUCCUGUUGUUGGAAAGUCUGCCGCCGACGAUGUGUACUGGAGAGUAUUUGACCAUCUGAAAUGGUGUGAAGAGCAUCUUAAAUCCACGGAAAAUGCAAUAGGCAUGGAAUGAACUUCACGAACUGGAUUCGCUAUUCAGUAUGUGCGGUGGGAGACAAAAACCACACUCUUGUUUGUUCAAUUCCAGAAUAGAAAUUGCCAUGGAGCAUC
Messenger RNA from Aspergillus ochraceoroseus IBT 24754, 3848 nucleotides. RefSeq lists its product as uncharacterized. The transcript is spliced from 8 exons. Gene Ontology annotation, molecular function: flavin adenine dinucleotide binding; oxidoreductase activity, acting on CH-OH group of donors. The record is from RefSeq and is a predicted model, not a curated record. Lineage: Eukaryota; Fungi; Ascomycota; Eurotiomycetes; Eurotiales; Aspergillaceae. The coding region runs from base 97 to 3750 and encodes 1217 amino acids.